Messenger RNA from Anolis sagrei ordinatus, 2005 nucleotides. It is a transcript of the gene CYP4V2, whose product is annotated as cytochrome P450 family 4 subfamily V member 2. The record is from RefSeq and is a predicted model, not a curated record. Gene Ontology annotation, molecular function: monooxygenase activity; heme binding; iron ion binding. NCBI's taxonomy places the organism in Eukaryota, Metazoa, Chordata, Lepidosauria, Squamata, Anolidae.
CUUUCACUUUCUGCAAAGGCGAGUCCAGCCAGAGCGCAAUCGUGGCCUCGGCCUUUCCGGCGGAGGAGGCAUGGCUUCUUCGGCUUGGUGGCCGGAGGGCGGGCGUCUCUGGGCCUGGGGAGCCGGGGCGGGUGCACUGCUGGCCGGCCUGCUGGUCCUCGCCUUCUCCCGCUUCCUCUUGGACGUCUUCCACCGAUGGAGAGUCCUGAAGCCCAUCCCUGGCAUCAGCCCUUGUUACCCGCUGCUGGGCAAUGCGCUACUCUUUGAGAAGCAAGGCGAAGCUUUCUUCCAGCAGCUGAUGACAUACAGCGAAGGAUUACGAAGUAUCCCACUGUUCAAGCUUUGGGUAGGACCAAUUCCUUUCCUGAUACUUUAUCAUGCAGAUACUGUCGAGGUUAUCUUGAGUAGCUCGAAGCAUAUUCAGAAACCCUAUCUCUACAAGUUUCUUCAUCCUUGGCUGGGCACAGGACUUCUAACAAGCACUGGAGACAAAUGGCGAUCAAGAAGGAAAAUGUUGACUCCAACCUUCCACUUUGCCAUCUUAUUAGAUUUCCUUGAUGUGAUGAACGAACAAGCUAGUAUUCUUGUUCAGAAACUUGAAAUACAUGUGGACAAAGAGCCAUUUGAUUGCUUUUUAUACAUUACACUGUGUGCCCUUGAUAUAAUCUGUGAAACGGCCAUGGGCAAAAAUAUUGGUGCACAAAACAAUAAGGAUUCAGAGUAUGUCCGGGCUGUAUAUAGGAUGUCUGAUCUCAUUCAUCACAGACAGAAAUCACCAUGGCUUUGGCCUGAUCUUAUCUAUUCUAUGUCUCAAGAAGGAAGAGACCAUUCCAGGUGCCUGAAGAUAUUGCACACCUUUACUGAUAGUGUUAUUGCCGAGAAAGCUCAACAGCUGAAAAACCAGGAGCAUAAGAGUGAUGUCGUAAUCAAUGGUGAGCAAAGCAAGACCAAAGUGAGGAGAGCUUUCCUUGAUAUGCUUUUGACCACCACUGAUGAAAAUGGGGAGAAGAUGAGUUACCUGGACAUUCGAGAGGAAGUGGAUACCUUCAUGUUUGAGGGUCAUGAUACUACAGCUGCCGCCAUGAACUGGGUUAUUUACUUGCUUGCAAGUUACCCAGAAGUCCAAACAAAGGUUCACAAAGAAUUGGAUGAAGUUUUUGGCAACUCUGACCGUCCCAUCACAAUGGAUGAUUUGAAACAACUGCGAUAUCUGGAAAGUGUUGUUAAAGAAAGCCUUCGCCUUUUCCCUUCUGUUCCAUUAUUUGCCCGUACUUUCACCGAGGAAGUCCAUAUAAAGGGAUUCAAGAUACCUCAAGGAACUGACUGCAUAAUCGUGCCUUAUGCAUUGCAUAGAGACCCCGAUGUCUUCCCAGAGCCAGAGGAGUUCAGACCUGAGAGAUUCUUCCCAGAAAAUUCAAACGGGAGGAACCCAUAUGCCUAUGUGCCUUUCUCUGCUGGUCCCAGGAACUGUAUUGGUCAGCGCUUUGCACAGUUAGAAGAAAAAACAAUUCUAGCCACCAUCCUACGGCACUUUCAGGUUGAAACUAAGCAGAAGCGUGAUGAACUUUAUCCUGUAGGAGAAUUGAUUCUUCGUCCAAAUAGAGGCAUCUGGAUUCAGUUGAAAAGAAGAUCAUCUUCUAAGUCUUGAAAUACACCUUGAGAAGAUUCUCGACUACAGCAUUUUUCAUCUGAAUUGUCAUACAGCAUUGGACAUGGGGUAGUCCCUUGUGCUCUGAAACUGAAUCAACUUGUUGAUUUUUCUGAAGGAAAUAAACAAAUGGUUUGAUGGGGGUGGAGAGGGACCAGUUUUUUAAAUGAAUGUAUAAAUUGAAGCAGAAUGUUUUAAAAUACAGGCUAGCUAUGCAUAAAUAUUAUUUAAAGGAACUUGGAAGUAUAUGUGAAAUUAUCCAAUAAUUCAUAACGACCCCAGGCUUUGAAGCAAUGUAUAAAAUUUAUAUUUCCCCUUUCAUCCUUGAAGUUUUAAUAAAGGAUCCUCCACAGUUUA